UCAAGAUGGCGCUGCUCGCGAUACAUUCUUGGCGCUGGGCAGCCGCGGCGGUUGCUUUCGAAAAGCACAAGCAUUCGGCAGUUCUGACCCGGUCUCUAGUCUCCAUCUGUGGCUCAGGGCCGCGGUGGAGUUCGUACCAGCGCGGCGCCUCAGGAAGCGCUCGGCUGUCCCAGACUACUGAAUCAUUAAGGAAUACUACACAGCAGAGAUGGGGAAAAGACAACUCAAGACAGUUACUAGAUGCUACAAAGGUUCUCCAGGCAUGGCCAUUGAUAGAAAAGAGAACAUGUUGGCAUGGGCACGCAGGAGGAGGACUCCAUACAGACCCAAAAGAAGGGUUAAAGGAUGUUGAUACCAGAAAAAUCAUUAAAGCCAUGCUUUCUUAUGUGUGGCCCAAAGACAGGCCAGAUCUACGAGCCAGAGUUGCCAUCUCCCUGGGAUUUUUGGGUGGUGCAAAGGCCAUGAAUAUUGUGGUUCCUUUCAUGUUUAAAUAUGCUGUAGACAGCCUCAACCAGAUGUCGGGAAACAUGCUGAACCUGAGUGAUGCACCAAAUACAGUUGCAACCAUGGCAACAGCAGUUCUGAUUGGCUAUGGUGUAUCAAGAGCUGGAGCUGCCUUUUUCAAUGAAGUUCGAAAUGCAGUAUUUGGCAAAGUAGCACAAAAUUCAAUCCGAAGAAUAGCCAAAAAUGUAUUUCUCCAUCUACACAACUUGGAUCUGGGUUUCCAUCUGAGCAGACAGACAGGAGCUUUAUCUAAGGCUAUUGACAGAGGAACAAGAGGCAUUAGUUUUGUCCUCAGUGCAUUAGUAUUUAAUCUUCUCCCUAUUGUGUUUGAGAUGACGCUUGUCAGUAGUGUUUUGUAUUACAAAUGUGGUGCCCAGUUCGCGUUGGUAACCCUAGGAACACUUGGUGCAUAUACAGCCUUCACAGUUGCAGUUACACGGUGGAGAACUAGAUUUAGAAUAGAAAUGAACAAAGCAGAUAAUGAUGCAGGUAAUGCUGCUAUUGACUCACUGCUGAAUUAUGAAACUGUGAAGUAUUUUAAUAAUGAAAAAUAUGAAGCACAAAGAUAUGAUGGAUUUUUGAAGACAUAUGAGAUGGCUUCAUUGAAAAGUACCUCUACACUGGCUAUGCUGAAUUUUGGCCAAAAUGCUAUUUUCAGUGUCGGAUUAACAGCUAUAAUGGUGCUUGCCAGUCAGGGAAUUAUAGCAGGUGCCCUUACUGUUGGAGAUCUAGUGAUGGUGAAUGGACUGCUUUUUCAACUUUCAUUACCCCUUAACUUCUUGGGAACUGUAUAUAGAGAGACAAGGCAAGCACUCAUAGAUAUGAACACCUUGUUCACUCUGCUCAAGGUAGACACGCGGAUUAAAGACAAGGUGAUGGCAUCUCCCCUUCAAAUAACACCACAGACAGCCACAGUGGCCUUUGAUAAUGUGCAUUUUGAAUACAUUGAAGGACAGAAAGUCCUUAGCGGAGUAUCUUUUGAAGUCCCUGCAGGAAAAAAAGUGGCCAUUGUAGGAGGUAGUGGGUCAGGAAAAAGCACGAUAGUGAGGCUGCUGUUUCGCUUCUAUGAGCCUCAAAAGGGUAGCAUUUACCUUGCUGGUCAAAAUAUACAAGAUGUGAGCCUGGAAAGUCUUCGGCGGGCAGUGGGAGUAGUACCUCAGGAUGCCGUCCUCUUCCAUAAUACUAUCUACUACAACCUCUUAUAUGGAAACAUCAACGCUUCACCAGAGGAAGUAUAUGCAGUAGCAAAAUUAGCUGGUCUUCAUGAUGCAAUUCUUCGAAUGCCACAUGGAUAUGACACGCAAGUAGGAGAACGAGGACUCAAGCUAUCAGGAGGAGAAAAGCAGAGGGUAGCAAUUGCAAGAGCCAUUUUGAAGGAUCCCCCAGUUAUUCUCUAUGAUGAAGCUACUUCAUCAUUAGAUUCAAUUACUGAAGAGACUAUUCUUGGUGCCAUGAGGGAUGUGGUCAAGCACAGAACUUCUAUUUUCAUUGCACAUAGAUUGUCAACAGUGGUUGAUGCAGAUGAAAUCAUCGUCCUGAGCCAGGGGAAGGUAGCUGAACGCGGUACCCACUAUGGUCUGCUUGCUAACUCUAGCAGUAUCUAUUCAGAGAUGUGGCAUACACAAAGCAGCCGUGUACAGAACCAGGAUAGCCUCGGAUGGGAUGCAAAAAAAGAGAGUCUCUCCAAAGAGGAGGAAAGAAAGAAGCUCCAAGAAGAAAUUGUCAACAGUGUGAAAGGCUGUGGGAAUUGUUCCUGCUAAGGAACACAGACAUUUUCUCAUCUUUCUUUUUGUUGUCUUGUUUGGUUUUGAAGUAUGCAUUUGCACUGAAGUAAAACCAGUUCACAAAAACACAAAUCAUACAUUCCCAUUCCUUUAAUCCUAUUAAAUAUGAUUUAUUUAAAGGAGGAUUUGAUUUUUAUGUCUUUCACCAUCUUUUGAAUGUGACAUCUGUAUUUAUCCCCAAAUUAUUUUCUUGUUACUGCCCCAAGUGUGCUCAGUACAUAAUUUUUGUUACCAUUUGAUUUUACCCUACAACUAUGUUUGAAGUCUGACAACCACUUAAUAUCAAUAACCAGAUGAAUUAGAAUGGUUUCUGAAUUUAAGUAGUCUUUAAAAACCUCCUUUAUGCUGACAAGUUGUAAGGAGACCGUUUUUUCUCUUAAAAUUAAACAGGAAUAAAAAGAGAAGUGGAGGUUUUUCUCCUCUUUUCUCCCUCCAGUUAUAUUUCCUUGCCAAUCUGAAAUUUUGUUUGAAAACACGUAAGUUAGAAUUUACAGAAAAAUGAACUAUAUUUUUACUUUGGGCAUUUUACUUUUAGAUACCUAUAAUUAUAGUUUUAUUGUGCCCUUUUUGGAGGAAAAACUCAUAUUGGUGGAUAGAAUAUUCUCUUUAAUCACCACUGCUGCUGUUAUCUAGUGAUUAGUAUUUUAUUUUUACCCCAAAAUUUUUGUUUUGGAUGAAAAUUAAGUUUUCCUUAAAGUCUCACAAACCUUGAUGUUAUUUGAGAGUUAUUAUUCUGCAAAUGAUCCCAAAAGCUUAAUAACCUUUCCUAUUUCCAACUUAAGUGCACUGCUUUUGCUAUCUGAAGUUAUACAGACAGAGAUAUAAGAAAAAAAGAUGUUGUGUAUCCACCACAUGUGUCUGUGUACAUACUCAUACAUUUAUAUAAAUCAGUGUCCACUUAAAACUAUUUAAAAUGUUCAGUAAAUCGGAAGAGAUUCCAUAUAUGCAUAUACUGUUUAGAUGACCAGGUAUCUUAAUCUAUAUUGACACUUCAGAACUGCUAUGUUUAUUAUAAGGCUUUUAUUAUUCAUAAUUUAAUGAAUUCUGUUAAGUCUAACGUAAAAAAGAGACAGUGAUGUAUUCAAGUUUUACUAAAAGAAUAGAAAAUCAUUUUACCUAUUAGAAAUAAUUAUUAAAAUGAGAUACACAUUUCACUUAGAAGCUGUUCUCUUAAGCUAGGCAUCAGGAGGUUGAAGUCAGGAAUUUGAAGCUAGCUUCGGCUAUCUAUGAAGACCCUGUCUCUUAAGGCUGAAAAAGAAAAAAAAAGUUCUUGAUUCAGUAUGAAUUAAAUUUGUUUGAUAGUACCCAUUCAGUUCAAAACACGUGUAUCUCAUGAAUUGCCACAUAAUCAUUUGUAAUGUGGUUUUAUUUCUCAGGAAAGGUCCUAAACUGCUUAUCACAGUGUGGUUUUAAUGUAUUUAAAGUGACAAUUUAGUGUGGGAAAAAUUAGUAUUUUUGAUUUGUAAAUUAGUAUUAGUUAAUAAAUAUCUUUAAUUAUAUUACAAUAGUUUGAUAAUCUGAGGCCAGUAUUUCAGUUAGUCUUUGAAAGCAAAGUAAGUUAUGUGGGAUCUUGCCUUUAAAGUUGGAGGUAUACUUCAGUGUGUCCUGGACUGGGAACUAGCUUUGGUUUGGUUUGUUGUUAUUUCUUACUUUCAAGACAUAGGUAUCAGUGCUGUUCUCAAGGGGUGAGGGAGCACACACAUCCUUUGAAUAAAUCGGUUCCAUUACUAGAGAUGUGGUUAAACUUAUAUAAAAAUCUUACUUCUGUGUUAAUUCUUACACUUACACUGAUGCUGAUGGAGAUGAUGGAACUCAGUUACACAGACUAGGAGUGUGUAAUAAUCAUUAGGAAGAAUUGUUCCUGACAGGUACACAGUAGUGUUCAAAGCAAGUUAUUCUGUGAUAUGGGGAACAUUUUACUCCAGGGAAGUAGGAAUAUUUUCAGGAUAGGGAAAAUUUCCCCACUAAGAUUUUGAAAAUAUGAUUGUAUAUGAUCCCUAAGCCACUGCAGUCAUUAACCUAUUAUCAGCUCACAAAACUUAAAUUAUCUGAAAAAGACAAUUAGUGCAGAGGCCAUAACUAAAUCUUAAAGACAACUUUUUAAAAACUACAUCAUCCUUAGGUAUUUCUAUAGAGGGCGAUAAUAGACUGAGAUGAAAGAAAAGCUUCCUGGGAUGAUUCAGUUAUAGGAAAUGCCAAGAAAAGGGCAUCUAAUUAUAAUAUUCUAAUUUUAUAUCACAACAUUACAUAAUUACACAAAAGGAUAAUGUGUAUAAAUUUUUUAAAAAUUAGUGUUGCAGCAAUUUUUUUAAUGUAUUAGGAAGAAUAAGCUAUAGUUUUCAAAUUUGAGCUCUGAAAACAGGAAAAUUAUGGGGUUCAUUUCUCACAUCUAUUUUAAAUAUUAAAAAAUUUACUUUCUUCCUAUGGGAAUUUCAGUUUACAAAAAUUAACUUGAAACCAAGGUAAUUUAAGAUCAUAAAGAAGGUGGCCAGAUGCCUUGCUGAUCGUCCUUAACAUAGAACUCUCUUGGUAUGCAGAUGGGCUUCUUUGUGAUCAUUGAGAUAUAUGCAUCUGGGCAUAAACAAGCUCAAGAUAUGCAUUGACUUUUCCUCUACGGGGGUUUGUGUCUUUUAUAUACCUUAAGAGAAACAUUCUGUCUUUCCCCUCUAUGUUGACAGAUCUUAGUUUGCGUGGAUAGUUAUUUUUUUAAAACUUGUUUUGUUCUAAAGGCCAGGUAUUUAAAAACUCUGUGAUUCCUUGUUUCUAGAUCCUUUUCCCUACUGCCAUCUUGUUCCUAUUCUUCCUACUUGCUGAAUACAUCACCAACUAGCAACCUUUGCCAGUAUAUAUUCCUAAUUUCCUCAUUUUGCAACGUAUUACAGGGUAUUCUGUUGUGAAUUAGCAGUUUAAAGUGUUUAAAUAUGUUUGUAAUUAUAGUUUCUUUUUAAUUAUAGAAAAAUCCCUUCUUUUCUCCUCUCUGAGUGUAUUGAUUUGGAAUGUAAACUGUAUGGUAAAUCAUAACAUUGAGUGAAACACUCUGGAUAAAGAUGAUUAAGACAAAACAUUUCAGCCAAGCAUUUACCUUACCACAAUUCUCAUGGUUAUAGCAGUCUAUGCAGAUAAUCAUUACUGAAUAAACAUGAUUUCUUUAUGCCUAGAAA
This is a messenger RNA of Grammomys surdaster, 5449 nucleotides long. RefSeq names its product ATP binding cassette subfamily B member 7 (gene Abcb7). NCBI's taxonomy places the organism in Eukaryota, Metazoa, Chordata, Mammalia, Rodentia, Muridae. Bases 6 to 2264 code for a protein of 752 amino acids. Gene Ontology annotation, molecular function: ABC-type transporter activity; ATP binding; ATP hydrolysis activity. Gene Ontology annotation, cellular component: mitochondrial inner membrane. The record is from RefSeq and is a predicted model, not a curated record. Gene Ontology annotation, biological process: intracellular iron ion homeostasis; transmembrane transport. The transcript has 16 exons.